Molecule: messenger RNA, 4817 nt
Organism: Oncorhynchus nerka (sockeye salmon)
Lineage: Eukaryota; Metazoa; Chordata; Actinopteri; Salmoniformes; Salmonidae
Gene: wwtr1
Product: WW domain containing transcription regulator 1
Exons: 6
Coding region: 546-1754 (402 amino acids)
Biological process (GO): hippo signaling; positive regulation of transcription by RNA polymerase II
Cellular component (GO): cytoplasm; nucleus
Molecular function (GO): transcription coactivator activity; protein binding
Source: RefSeq, a predicted model, not a curated record
AGCUGUGAUUUAUUACAAAAAAACAUCUCGCAACAACUCUAUUCCGCAACUUUGUGGCGUUGUGUUUGAACUAUUUCAACAUUUGCGUCAUUGUUACACCCGCCAUCAAUAGUUUGUCAAUUGAGAUAUAUUUGUUUAGUAAUCCUGAAACGGUGCAACCCCUCGAGCGCCGGAGGUCAUGCAUAAUUCAUGAGCGACUGCUGACACAGGCGUCGUAGAAAAGUUGAGUUUACAAACUUUGGGACAGGAGCAACAAGAUCUACCGAACUGGCCGGAGCAAAGGGAAAGUAGCUACAUUUAAAAUUACUUUUCUCAUGUGGGGACACAUUUAGUUGUUCUCUAUCUUACUCUAAUAGCAUAGUUUUAUUGCGAGUUUGACGGCAGAAAGGUGAACUAUUGUUGUCCACACAGAGGGUUUAUAAAAGUUUGCCUGAGAGUAGCCUAGGCCUACUUCAGAAGGCUCAACGUUUGAUAUUUGUAUAAAGCCUCAACUUUAAAUCGUUUUUAUAUUUUCUUUAUUGCUCUAACUUUUACACUAAGACAAAAUGAGCAACCCACUUCAGCCAAUGCCAGGACAACAAGUUAUCCAUGUCGCGCAGGACUCGGAUACGGAUCUCGAGGCGCUUUUUAAUUCGGUUAUGAACCCGAAACCCAGUUCAUGGAGGAAAAAAAUGUUACCCGACUCUUUUUUCAAGGAGCCAGAUUCUGGAUCUCACUCCCGACAGUCGAGCACUGAUUCGGGCAGUCACCCGCCCAGGCUCACCGUACAACACGUACGGUCACAUUCCUCGCCCGCAACUUUACAGAUUGGAUUGGGAGCCAACCCAACUCCAAGCCCGGUACAUCACUCGCACAUCCGCCACCAGUCUUUCGAUGUUGCCGAAGAGUUGCCGCUGCCCCCUGGAUGGGAGAUGGCCUACACGUCCAACGGACAGAAGUACUUUCUCAAUCACGUGGAGAAGAUCACCACUUGGCACGACCCUCGGAAGACCAUGACGACAGCCAUGAACCAGAUGAGUCUCCACGCCCCCCCACCCUCUGCCAGCCCACAGCAACGCAACAUGGCCCUGUCCCAGCCCAACCUUGUGAUGUCCCAACACCACCACCAGCAGCACCUGCAACACACCCAGCAGCAGCCCCAACAGGCCCAGGCCUUGGGUUCACCUGGCUCCCUCCCCCAGCAGCAGAGCUCCCAGGCUGGGAUGAUGAGUCUGUCCAGUCCCCUGGGCGUGGUUGUCAGUACCCAGCAGAAGAUGAGGCUGCAGCGCAUCCAGCUGGAGAGAGAGAGGAUCCAGAGACGCCAGGAGGAGCUCAUGAGACAGGUGGCACUGUGUAGACAGCUCCCCGUGGACUCUGAGAGCAUGGUACCAGCGCUCACCCCUGGUGGCAACCCUGCCCAGCCCAUGACCCAGGGCAACAUGCCCACCAAUGGAUCUGACCCCUUCCUCAACAGUGGUCACUUCCAGCACUCCCGGGAGCAGAGCACAGACAGUGGCCUGGGGCUGGGCUGUUACAGCAUCCCCACCACCCCAGAGGACUUCCUGAAUAACAUGGAGGAGAUGGACACAGGUGAGAGCAUGGCCCAGGCGGGCAGUAUGAACGUGUCUCAGCACAGCAGCUUCCCAGACUUCCUGGACUCCCUGCCAGGAACCAACGUGGACCUGGGAACCCUGGAGGGAGCGGACCUCAUCCCCAUUCUCAACGAUGUGGAGUCAGUCCUCAACAAGAGCGAGCCCUUCCUCACCUGGCUGUAAACACACACACGUACACACACACACGUACACACACACACACCUUCUACACACACACACACACCUUCUACACACACACACACACACACACGUACACACACACGUACACACACACACACCUUCUACACACACACACACACACACACCUUCUACACAUACACACACACCACACACGUACACACACACAUCUUCUACAAACACACACACACAUACACACACACACACCCAACAGGACAAAAGACUCCAUGUAUCUAAAGACUCUGUCUGUGCUGCCUUUGGUGACCUAUUCAAAUCAGCUUGAUUGAUUUUUUUUCACGUGUCCAGUAAUAAUACCCCCUCUGUCUGCCCGACCACCUAUCAAUCUGAGUUCAGUUCAGGUUAAAGAUAUCUAAAGAGUAUUAACCAAAGCCUUGAGAGAACAAAAAUCAAAUCAAAUCAGGACACGUGUUAAAGUGAAUACUGUAAUGUAACAAAAGUGAGUAGUUUUGUAUGUUCUGUUAGACUCUCCCCACCCUGGUUUUUGAAUCGCAAUAGAUGUUAUUUUUUACAGCUUUCCUGUCUCUCUUGGGGUGACACUCUAUGUGGAACAAGUACUUGGUGAAAAAAAAUGCAUUGGCGUCCAAUGGUAUUGCUUUGUCAUGACUAAAUGUAUGCAGGGAGGCUUUUUUACCAAUAGGUGGCGCUAUUGCUUAAGCUACUGUAGUUAUGAAAUGGCUCUUUACUGACAACAAGGCUGUCCUAUCUGUAGGUUCUUAGUAGUGCACGUCUGUCGGCUACAGCACUGUAAACCUUCUUCUCUAACAAAUGAUCAAUCACCAACAGUAUUUUAACUGUCAGUUUGGGUUUGAAUUAGAAAUCCACACUGUUACUGUUGUUUCUGUUCAUAAUUAUUUUUUAUUUUUUUAACUACAGAUUCACUUCUACAUCAGCAUUAGUAGCCAUGGGAACAAAGUGUGUUGUAUACCAAAUAAUGUUUCCUAUUGUUCGCUACAAUGUCACUACAAAAGCUUUAAAACUUUAAAAUUGUACUUAGUUUGAUUUUUAAACAGAACUGUUUUUAGUUUUUUUUUGUCAUUUUAAUAAUUGUACUCCAAUGUAGCUUAUUGAACACUAAAAUAUCAUGCCUCAGUUAUGAAACAAUGUCAAAUUCUGUAUUCUAAUAAGUACACUUUAUAAAUCAUACUAUACUAUUUGUUUUUUUCUGAUCUGUAAAAUAGCCUACAUGGGUUCUUUGCAUCUGGUGCCAUUUGUAGGACUUAUAAUAUAGUUAGCAUUUUUUGUAUUUAUCAAGAGCUAUGAUUCUAUUUCUUCUGUUCAAUUUUUUUAAAUGUUUAUUUUUUAUUUUUUAUGAAAUUGAGAUUUCAAAGCACUACAAAUCAGCAAAAUGAUUGAAAUAUAUCUGAUCAUGAAGUGAAUGUUGAAGUUAGAUGAUCACCAGACGUUUUUGUUUCAAUAUGCGUUGACGCUUGAUAAUCCUUCAUACGCAAACUCUCCUUGGUCUUCGGUCUGUUUUUUUGGGGGGGGGGGGGUUUGCAAAAAGGACACUUUUUUUUCCUUCUGUUCUACGGGGAAUUAUGCAACAAUAGUCUUUUCAUAGGGUCAGAGGUUAUUGUGCCUAUACGUUUUUUAGAGGAUUUCUAGUGAAUUGUCAGAUUGGAUUGGCAUGGGGUUGGCAUUCGGAUCUUGUUUUUAACAUGCCAACCCCACAACACAAUCUGCUCUGAUCUUUUUUUUUCAUUCUACAUUUGUCUCAGUUUUUGUAUUUGCAUGUUGUUUGACAUAUUUGCUAUUCCUAGCGAUAGGUGGUCUAUAGCCCGACCUUAUAUUGUGACUAUACUGAGUCUGGUUACUAUGUAGAACGUUAGAACUAAGAAGGUGAGGAAGUGAUGGAACCUUGGUAGGGGCAGGUGAAUUAGGGGGGGGGGGGUGUUCAAUGCACGCCAAAACACACUGGGGGUGUGAGAAGGGACAAGGUGAAGAGGGGCGUGAGAGGUAUCGAGCUGAAGUGGGGGCACACAGUUAUCACAUCACUACCACCUGUGUCCUUAGAGUGGUGUGGAUUGGGGGAAAGGGUGUGACGAUGUGGUGUGAUUUCAGAGAUUGGAGGCCUCUUACCCAGGCAUGGCCAAAGAAGGCUAGCUCUGACAGGGCUAGCAACAUGCUAACUCGUGCCCAUGCCCAGCUGACAGGGCUAGCAACAUGCUAACUCGUGCCCAUGCCCAGCUGACAGCGCUAGCAACAUGCUAACUCAUGCCCAUUUCCAGCUGACAGGGCUAGCAGCAUGCUAACUCAUGCCCAGGUCCAGCUGACAGGGCUAGCAAUAUGCUAACUCAUGCACAGCUGAUGAAAAGGGCUCCAGUGAGAGGUGAUGAGGUCUUUUUUAGAAUCAAACAAGGUUAUUAAUCCAAUCACACAGCUGCCUCUCUUGGUGUCUCUGUGUCAGGGAGGUUCCCUGUUUUGUGUUUUCGUUUGAAUAAUGUGCUGUUCCAGGCUCUAGGGGGGGAAACUUGGCAGGGCUGUCGGUGCACCAUUACUGUGGACACAAUUCAAGGUUGCACCAGUAUGAAGGACACAAGUUAAAUGGAUGAUAGCAUUUGUAUCAGAUUGUCUUUUUGUAAAUCUAUACUUUGGGGGAUAUUAAGACCAGAUGAAAGAGAGAGAUUCUACGAGAACAUAGAACACAGAGGUGGUGUUAUACCGUUAAGGGUUUGAGGAAAUGGUUUGGUGUGGAGCACAUAUUUUGACUAAAGGUGCAUAGAGUGGCAUGACAUGGAAUGGAAUAGACAGGAUGUAGCAAUAUAUAGCGCAGUAUAGCGCAGUGGCUAGGCUACAGCUGCAUGGUAGGAUGGGGACGGGGGUGUGUUGUCAGUAGUUACAGGGUUCUUGGAAUGUUGAAGGCAUGCUCAUUGGUGGUGAAAAUCAGACUAACAAAAUGGCCGCCUACUGUAUCCUAUCCCGGCAGUGUGGACUUCAUUUAUACAUGAUGUAACCUCGGCAAGGAGUCUGAAAAUUACAGUAACAUGUUUUUAAAAAAUAAAUAAAGAAUAAAAUGGCGUCAGAACCGUG